Molecule: messenger RNA, 1452 nt
Organism: Cryptococcus wingfieldii CBS 7118
Lineage: Eukaryota; Fungi; Basidiomycota; Tremellomycetes; Tremellales; Cryptococcaceae
Exons: 3
Coding region: 1-1452 (483 amino acids)
Molecular function (GO): 2-oxoglutarate-dependent dioxygenase activity
Source: RefSeq, a predicted model, not a curated record
AUGGACGCCGACCUUGUAGCAAUAGCUACUUCGAUCAGCGAAGAGCUGUUGGAUAGCCAAAGCCCUACUCAAAAAGAGAUCGCACUUUGUGGGCCAGCUGUGGUCCGCAUAUUGCUCGCUGCCUGUCUUGCGCUUCUGCCAUAUCAAAUAUCGGAACUCGAUCCUGUGGAACCCGAGCUUGACGCAAAGUCUCUGUCAGCUGGUCCGCGAGUUCUCUGCGAUUUGGCCCAACAGCACAUCGAUUCUAUCCCUUUCAAUCUGGUCCCUCCUCGUUGGCUGCGACUAUAUACCGAUGCUUACAUUAUCUCUACUCUGAUCGAUAUUGUCUGCCAUCAAUCAAUCGAGGGCCAGCAAAAAAUCCUCCGCCUUGGGGCAGACAUCCAGCAGCUAGACAAGGUGAUCAUAGUGGCCGGCGCUUUGGGCCCAGGGAGACACCGAUGGGUUCAAACGCUCAUCAAAAAGGCUCAGGCAGUGGUUUCCGGUACCGAGGAUGACAUUGCGGCAGAAGUACCCCAAGAGACUAUCUUCUCAUCAUCUCAAAAAUCGAACUCGAACCCUUCUACGGCCCCAGACCCGAACUCGUCGCUCUUGCAUGCUCCAAAUCAUAUUGAAGUCCUCCAAAAGAUACCAUCGAUGAGAGCGUAUGAGAGCAGGCACUCCCACUCCCCAUUCAUCAUUCGCAGAUACGCUUCGCAAAAAGACUAUGCGUGUUUCUGGCCUGCCACAGAGCUUUGGAGCUCCCCCAAAUACCUACUUGAACAAGCAGGGGCGGGCAGAGUGGUGCCUGUGGAGAUUGGUGGGGCGUACGAUCAAGCCAACUGGGGACAGGAGAUAGUACCUUUCGAGUCCUUCCUAGAGCGAGCGGGCUUCAAUCGCACAUUCCAUCAGAAGCGCUCCACCCCUUCAACUUGCUACCUCGCCCAGUACGAUAUAUUCAAUCAAAUACCGGAGUUGGCAAAAGAUAUUUGCUAUCCUGAUUAUGUGUGGUCUGAGCCCUCGCGCCCUUCCACCGGCCCAGCGUAUAGUCCUCCGCAUGACAGUCCUGUGGUCAAUGUAUGGGUUGGAAAUGGUAGUGGGGAGAUCAUCAGCCCGGCCCAUACGGAUCCUUAUCACAAUUGUUACGUUCAAGUCCUUGGCUCAAAAAGGGUUUGGCUAGCGCCGCCUUGGUGCAGUGAUCACAUGUACUGCUACGGGGCAGGAGAUGAUGAUUCAACAUCCUAUGGACUGGCUGAGCAGUACAUGACGAAUACCUCGAGAGUACCUCUUUUGAGGGAUCCUGUAGAAUUUGAAAAAGAGUCCCUCCGCUUCCCCGCUUUCUUUGAAACGGUUCGGCCUCAAAGCAUGGAGGCUGUUUUGAAUCCGGGCGAUCUUCUCGUCUUUCCACCUGGAUGGUGGCAUGCGAUGAGGACUGAGGGGGAGGGGCCUGUCUGGAGUGUCUCUAUGUGGUAUUAG